Molecule: messenger RNA, 2914 nt
Organism: Vespa velutina
Lineage: Eukaryota; Metazoa; Arthropoda; Insecta; Hymenoptera; Vespidae
Gene: Tbc1d22
Product: TBC1 domain family member 22B
Exons: 9
Coding region: 1098-2813 (571 amino acids)
Biological process (GO): activation of GTPase activity
Molecular function (GO): GTPase activator activity
Source: RefSeq, a predicted model, not a curated record
UUAACUCAUCUCAAUGAAUAUAACACGAUACAUACGAUGCAUUUUUAUAUGUAUAAAUUAGGAUUUACAGUGUUGUUUACUUCUACUUUUUAUAUUUAGUUAUAUGAAUUCUAGUAGAGUCAAUUAUCUUCCUUCUAUACGUCAUUUACAUCGGAAUAACAAAAAGAAGUAAUAUAGGUUGGAGUGUCAUUGCAUUUACACGUGAUAGACCACUUUGUAUAGAAUCACGGAUAGUCUCGCACGCAUACUUAAGAAUAUAUAUAUUCAUAUACUCGGAAUACAUAUACUUAACAUUUAAGUAUAAAAGGUGCGCGUGCACCAAUGAAGUUGUACGUACUUAUAGGUAUAACGUGUCUGUAUAUGUCUCUUAUCAUUCACUAAGAUCUAUUUCACGUAUUAAAGUCAAUAUGAUAUAAUCUUUCACUUUAGAAAUAUUGUUAUUUAACCUUUUCAAGAUAAUUGAAAUUCAUUGAUUUUUAUUUAUUUAAAAGUUUGAAUGAAAAUAUUUUUGUUGAAAAUAAGCUUCAAGAUAAACCUUAUGUAUUGAAACUUUGUUAUCAUCGUGUAAUAAAGACGGUCAUAUCAAAAGAAUAUAGAUAUGAAUACAAUAAGUAUUAUUGUCUUUUUAAUCAGAAUAAUUAUUUGCUAAAGAAAAAUUGAAAAUUGAUUUAAAAUCCAUAUUUUUCUGUUAAUUAAAGAUCAAAGAUAAAUACUUCAUUUAAGAUUAAGUGCCGAGUCGAAAUAUUAUGAUCAAAAAAAAAAAAAAAAAAAAAAAAAAAAAAAAAAAAAGUGCAUAAAAUAAUCGCUUAAAAAGUUUUAUCUAAAAUAUUUUUCAAAUAUGCAUAUUAGAAACGACAUCUUAAAUUAGCGAUUAUAUAGUGAAAUAGAGCUAGUAUAUGUAAAACCAAAAUUAGUGUGGCGUCGUUAACCUAUGCUGGGCGUAAACGGACCAACGUAAUGACAAUUAGGUUAACCUGCUAUUAUGUGAAAAGACAGCAAUCAGGGACAAUAGUUUUUAAGGUAAUGAAGGAGAAUCAUUAUUUCUAUGGUGGUUACGGAAAAGUGGCUUGUGCCAGUUAAUCCAAUUCCAUAAGAUAAUGGAGAAUCAAAGCCAUCAUAAUCAGAUUCUUCAAACGCAUCAAUCUUUUUGGAAAAAAAAUACUAGAGCUGUACCAGGCAGGCCAAGUCCCAAACAAGAUGUUAGACAUGAUAAGAUAGGUACAACAAUGAUCACAUCCAGUGGUUUGACCGGUACAGUUUCAGUCGGUAGUGGUGGCAGUACAAGUGGAGGAAGUGGUUCUACAUCCUUUCAAGAUUUCCAGGAGAGCGUGGAUGAUGCUUGGGAUUCCGGAGAUGAUGAAUUCUGUACAGUUUCUGACGUAAAAAUAUCAAAGAGAGUUAGUCAUUCAGCUGCACUUAGUGUAAUUAACAGUCAUAGAUCAGGCACUGCAAGUAAAGAAUUACAAACAAAUCCUAAAUUAGUCCAGCGAACUCAAGAAAUCAUUCCUGAAGAAAAAAAAGCAGAGGCUCUCCAAAGAUUAGCUGUUCAGCCAUUGCAUCUAAGGAAUGCUAACUUGUCUGUUUAUCCUCAAAUUAAUAAUAGUCAGCAUUCUACAGAAAAUUCUGAUUCCAAAUUUGGUCAGAAUACUUCUCCCCAACAUAGGCCAACACAAUUUCCUGGUAGACCACUUCCAUUAAGGCAAACGAAUUCUUCUACAAAAUUUUUUAUACCUUCAAAAGAACAAGAUGGAGAAAGUAAAAUAGAUAAAUUUAAAUCUCUUUUGGAUGCAUCUGUAUUAAAUUUAGAAGAAUUAAGACAGUUAUCGUGGUCAGGUGUUCCAGCGAAGUUACGAUCUGUUACCUGGAGAUUAUUGUCUGAAUAUCUUCCAGCAAAUAUAGAAAGGAGGCAACAUGUCUUAGAACGUAAACGUUUAGAUUAUUGGAAUCUAGUAAAACAGUAUUAUGAUGUGGAAAGAGAUGAAGGAUUCCAAGAUACAUAUCGUCAAAUUCAUAUUGAUAUUCCAAGAAUGUCUCCCCUCAUUUCAUUAUUUCAACAGACAACUGUACAAUUAAUUUUUGAAAGAAUACUUUAUAUAUGGGCUAUUCGACAUCCAGCUUCUGGCUAUGUACAGGGUAUGAACGAUCUUGUUACUCCCUUCUUCUUAGUAUUUUUGCAAGAGGCUAUACCAGUAUCGGCUUGGCAAGAUAUAGAAAAUUAUGACUUGGCAUCUUUAAAAAAAGAACAACGUGAUAUUAUUGAAGCAGAUAGUUUUUGGUGUUUAUCCAAAUUUCUUGAUGGUAUCCAAGAUAAUUAUAUAUUUGCCCAAUUAGGAAUACAACAUAAAGUGAAUCAAUUAAAGGAACUUAUUCAAAGGAUUGAUGCUCCUUUACAUCAACAUCUUCAUCAACAUGGGAUAGAUUAUUUACAAUUUUCUUUUCGAUGGAUGAAUAAUUUAUUAACCAGAGAAAUUCCAUUGCAUUGUACAAUUCGCCUGUGGGAUACCUACUUAGCAGAAUCCGAUCGAUUCGCUUCGUUUCAACUUUACGUAUGUGCAGCUUUUCUUCUUCGUUGGAGACGUCAUUUACUCUUACAACCUGAUUUUCAGGGCUUGAUGUUGAUGCUACAGAACUUGCCUACACAAAACUGGACAGAUUCAGAAAUAGGUAUUUUGGUUGCAGAAGCCUAUAAAUUGAAAUUUACAUUUGCAGAUGCACCUAAUCAUCUGCAAGCUCAUGACUCCAGAUUAAAAAGAUGUAAGAGUUUGAGCCAUGUCAAUUCAUCGAAAUACUUUAAUCACUCAUCAACGCUAUAAUGUAUCUAUUAAUACAUUAAAGGUAAGUGUAUAUUUAUUGUAAUAAACUUUUUGUUUUGUUUUUACAAUGUUACGAAUAAAUAUAAUUACAUACAAAAUGU